ACCUUAACACAAAUUUCAAAAAACAAAAAAAAAAAAGUUUCUCUCAAUUCACACAUCCCAAUAAAAUCGAUGUCGGACCCACAAUCCGCUAGCGCCGGUGACGCCAAUGACAACGCCCUCGCCAAGACCGCUGGCUUCGUGGUCUUCUCCGGCAUCGUAAUGAGCAUUCUCAAAGCCCUAACCCCUCUCCCCAAGAUCACAACAGAACCGCAACCACUCGCCGAGUCAACUCAGCAGAUCAACAUUCCUCCUAAAGAACCCCUCUUGAAGAAACCAAAUACCUGUAUAGAUCAAAAUGCGCCAAAGGCCCCAGAAUCCUCAAAUAGAACAAUACAGAUUGUGAAAGGCGACACUCUUUGGGGACUCUCUAGAAAAUAUGGGGCAUUUCUCAUACUUCUCAUAUUUAUUUGUGCAUUGCAUAAAUACAUUUCUUUAUUUUGUGGAGAUAAUUUGUGA
Morus notabilis is the source of this 456-nucleotide messenger RNA. RefSeq lists its product as uncharacterized. The coding region runs from base 70 to 456 and encodes 128 amino acids. Lineage: Eukaryota; Viridiplantae; Streptophyta; Magnoliopsida; Rosales; Moraceae. The transcript is spliced from 2 exons. The record is from RefSeq and is a predicted model, not a curated record.